Messenger RNA from Amoebophrya sp. A120, 736 nucleotides. The record is from the annotation of a GenBank genome assembly. NCBI's taxonomy places the organism in Eukaryota, Dinophyceae, Syndiniales, Amoebophryaceae.
GUCAAGGCUCGAAGCUCCUAUCGUAAAAUUGCUAAUUUGAAGUUCCUUUGUGUUUGCACCGUCGACAUGAAGAAAAAGACAAUUGAAGAUGAUCAACGCGAUCGGUUGAAGAAAGUGCAUAGCCGCUCUGGUGAUCCACGCCUAGACACUUAUCCGUCACGUUCUCGAGGAUAGCAACAGUUUCUAUUUUUUGUCUACUGCAACUUAGAUAGGCCUGUGUCAGACGUGACUGAAAGGACUCCACCUCUACUUCUCCAACAGUUUCUAAAUGCGUAGUUUAUAUCAUUUUCAUUUGACGCACGUACUGAAAUAGAAUUAGCAAUACCAAAGUAGUACUACGACAAAACACGAAAGAUGAAGAUCAACCUCGACCGCAUCCCGGUUUUCCUGGGUUUUCUCGCGCUGGGAAUUCUGCUCACCACGGCACUGAUGCAGUGUCUCGACUGGAGCUACGGGCAGGCGGGGCCGCUGGGCUUUUUCCUGGUGGUGCAGCUGCAACUAUCAACUGUAAAAAUGUCUGGGUCUGGAAGAAUUCACGUUUGUCAUGCUUGUCUGGCAUGACUCUUAAAUCUGUCACGCACGUUACCCAAGAGCUCCGUUUUUCUGUGAUGCAGAAGCGCAGUUUGUCAUGCAGAAUAGGCAACACCUAGGAGCUCAGAAACUUGUUAUGCUGAGCCAGCAUUUGUAGCCUCAUCAUGAGACGCCACCCAGCAUCACAAGUUUCCAGACCCAGACA